Messenger RNA from Diplodia corticola, 465 nucleotides. RefSeq names its product cytochrome p450 55a1. The coding region runs from base 1 to 465 and encodes 154 amino acids. The transcript is spliced from 2 exons. Gene Ontology annotation, molecular function: iron ion binding; monooxygenase activity; oxidoreductase activity, acting on paired donors, with incorporation or reduction of molecular oxygen. The record is from RefSeq and is a predicted model, not a curated record. NCBI's taxonomy places the organism in Eukaryota, Fungi, Ascomycota, Dothideomycetes, Botryosphaeriales, Botryosphaeriaceae.
AUGGCACCUUCCGCCCCAGAAGUCGUGGCCGCCGGCUCGCCGCACCCUGCCCCGCCGAAUGCUUCUCCUGCCGUCUUGGCCAGAAUCAUCUACGGAAUCCUCGGUGUCCUCUUCCCGGACCUCGCCUUCCUGACCAAACAAGCCGCCAUCCGCAGCAACGGCAGUGCCACGGCGACCGAAGCCUCCAGGGCCAGUCAAGAGCUGCUCGACUACAUGGGCUCCCUCGUCGACCAGCGCUCCGCCGAGCUGAAAGAGGAUCUCAUCAACCACCUCAUCACCACGCAGCCGCGCCGCCACAGCAACCUCAGCAAAGCCAACGUUGUGCAGAUGGUCUUCUUGAUGCUCGUCGCGUGCAACGCCACCAUGGUCAACAUGAUCAACUUGGUAGCCAUUCCCCUACAUCAUCCGUGGACGCCGCCGAUGAGGGAUGUUGGCGUGGUGGAGUUGCCCGUGCAUAUGAAGUGA